AUGGCAUUGUUCCAGUACUUCUCCUUGGCCACAGAGCUACUACUGGCCACUGCCAUCUUCUGUAUAGUAUUUUGGGUGGUCAGAGCUUUAAGACCCCAGGUCCCCAAAGGUCUGAAGAGUCCACCUGGACCCUGGGGAUGGCCCUUCAUUGGGCAUACGCUGACCCUGGGGAAGAACCCACACCUGUCACUGACAAAGCUGAGCAAGCAGUAUGGGGAUGUCCUGCAGAUCCGCAUUGGCUCCACACCUGUGGUGGUGCUGAGUGGCCUGGACACCAUCCGCCAGGCCCUGAUACGGAAGGGAGAUGACUUCAAGGGCCGGCCAGACCUCUACAGUUUCACGCUUAUCACUAAUGGCAAGAGCAUGACUUUCAACCCAGACUCUGGACCGGUGUGGGCUGCCCGUCGGCGCCUGGCCCAGGAUGCCCUGAAGAGUUUCUCCAUAGCCUCAGACCCGACCUCCACAUCUUCUUGCUACUUAGAGGAGCACGUGAGCAAGGAGGCUAACCAUCUAGUCAGCAAGUUCCAGAAGCAGAUGGCAGAGGUUGGGCACUUCGAACCCGUCAAUCUGGUGGUGGAAUCAGUGGUUAACGUCAUUGGAGCCAUGUGCUUUGGAAAGAACUUCCCCCGGAAGAGCGAGGAGAUGCUGAGCAUUGUGAAGAGCAGCAACGACUUUGUGGAGAAUGUCUCCGCAGGCAAUGCUGUGGACUUCUUCCCCAUCCUGCGCUACCUGCCCAACCCAGCCCUCAAGAGGUUUAAGAACUUCAAUGAUAAAUUUGUGCUGUUUCUACAGAAAACAGUCCAGGAGCACUAUCAAGAUUUCAACAAGAACAGUAUCCAGGACAUCACAGGUGCCCUGUUCAAGCACAGUGAGAACUCCAAAGACAAUGGUGGCCUCAUCCCUCACGAGAAGAUUGUCAACAUUGUCAAUGACCUCUUUGGAGCAGGAUUUGACACAGUCACAACAGCUAUCUCCUGGAGCCUUUUGCUCCUUGUGACACAUCCCGACGUGCAGAAGAAGAUCCACAAGGAGCUGGACACAGUGAUCGGGAAGGACCGGCAACCACGGCUUUCUGACAGACUUCAGCUGCCUUAUGUCGAGGCCUUCAUCCUGGAGAUCUACCGAUACACAUCCUUUGUCCCCUUCACCAUCCCCCACAGCACAACGAGGGACACCUCAUUGAAUGGUUUCCAUAUUCCCAAGGAAUGCUGUAUCUUCAUAAACCAGUGGCAGGUCAACCAUGACGAGAAGCAGUGGGGAGACCCCUUUGUGUUCCGUCCAGAGCGGUUUCUUACUGAUAACAACACAGCCAUCAACAAAACACUGAGUGAAAAGGUGAUGCUCUUUGGCUUGGGAAAGCGCCGGUGCAUUGGGGAGAUCCCGGCCAAGUGGGAAGUCUUCCUCUUCUUAGCCAUCAUUCUGCAGCAGCUGGAGUUCAGUGUGCCACCAGGCACAAAGGUGGACCUGACACCCUCCUAUGGGCUGACGAUGAAGCCUGGGAUCUGCAAACACCUCCAGGCGAGGACACGCUUUUCCAAGUGA
Molecule: messenger RNA, 1542 nt
Organism: Onychomys torridus (southern grasshopper mouse)
Lineage: Eukaryota; Metazoa; Chordata; Mammalia; Rodentia; Cricetidae
Product: cytochrome P450 1A2
Exons: 6
Coding region: 1-1542 (513 amino acids)
Biological process (GO): hormone biosynthetic process; progesterone metabolic process
Molecular function (GO): steroid 17-alpha-monooxygenase activity; iron ion binding; oxidoreductase activity, acting on paired donors, with incorporation or reduction of molecular oxygen, reduced flavin or flavoprotein as one donor, and incorporation of one atom of oxygen
Source: RefSeq, a predicted model, not a curated record